This is a messenger RNA of Trypanosoma grayi, 399 nucleotides long. RefSeq lists its product as hypothetical. Bases 1 to 399 code for a protein of 132 amino acids. Lineage: Eukaryota; Euglenozoa; Kinetoplastea; Trypanosomatida; Trypanosomatidae. The record is from RefSeq and is a predicted model, not a curated record. The transcript has a single exon.
AUGUCCCUCAAAACGCCACGUCUUCUUCCUGUGCUGCUGCUGCUGCUGCUGCUUUUGCAUGCAUGCACGGCGUACGCGGCGGGCGACUACCCCUGGCAGACGCUCCCACCGACGGGCCCCGGGAACACCGGGCCCAUUGUGUACCCGCCCGAUACAGUGCAUUACGCGCGCAUGUCCACGGAGCCGCAUAAGCCGGCCUUCUUCACACGUGCGUGGUAUUUUGGUUUAAUUCUCAUGGUGUUUGGCAUGUUGGGAGUUUAUUUAGUCCUGGGUAUAUGCGUACAGCUGCACUUUCGUGGUGGGGAGAAUGGGCAGGCGAUGAGUUGGACGGAGAGUACUAAUGAAAGUGCUUAUGAGUGUAGCGAAGUCACUGAAAACCCAUUGGACUAUUACUAUUAA